Chelmon rostratus (copperband butterflyfish) is the source of this 581-nucleotide messenger RNA. RefSeq names its product phospholipase A and acyltransferase 1 (gene plaat1). Gene Ontology annotation, biological process: N-acylphosphatidylethanolamine metabolic process. The record is from RefSeq and is a predicted model, not a curated record. Gene Ontology annotation, cellular component: cytoplasm. Gene Ontology annotation, molecular function: glycerophospholipid phospholipase A1 activity; A2-type glycerophospholipase activity. Lineage: Eukaryota; Metazoa; Chordata; Actinopteri; Chaetodontiformes; Chaetodontidae.
UGUGUUUUCUUUCCUUUUUAGAAUUUGUGGAAGCAUGAUGUGGGAUGGAUAAACAACAACAAAACUCUACUAUGGCCUCUAAUGACCCUGACCUUCCUGACCCCUGUGCUGACCCCCAGCCUGGCGACCUCAUUGAGAUCUUCAGACCGGCCUAUCAGCACUGGGCUCUCUAUCUGGGAGAUGGUUACAUCAUCAACUUAACUCCUGUUGAUGAGAGCCCGGCAGCCGCCAUGUCCAGUGUGAAGUCCGUCUUCAGCCGGAAGGCCGUGGUGCGCAUGCAGCUGCUGAAGGAGGUGGUGGGAAGCGACUCGUACCGCGUCAACAACAAGUACGACCACAACCACACACCCCUGCCCGUCUGUGAGAUCAUCCAGAGAGCGCAAGUCCUCAUUGGCCAGGAGGUGUCCUACGACCUGCUGGGGAGCACUUGCGAGCACUUUGUUACCCUUCUGCGCUACGGGGAGGGGGUGUCCGAGCAGGCUACACGGGCCAUUGGGGCCAUCAGUUUGGUGACGGCAGCAGCCAGCGCCUUCUCCGUCCUGGGGCUGAUCAACACGCGAUCCAGAAACAGGCCUUUCUGA